Arvicola amphibius (Eurasian water vole) is the source of this 1550-nucleotide messenger RNA. RefSeq names its product small nuclear ribonucleoprotein U5 subunit 40 (gene Snrnp40). Lineage: Eukaryota; Metazoa; Chordata; Mammalia; Rodentia; Cricetidae. The record is from RefSeq and is a predicted model, not a curated record. Bases 46 to 1122 code for a protein of 358 amino acids. The transcript has 10 exons. Gene Ontology annotation, cellular component: catalytic step 2 spliceosome. Gene Ontology annotation, molecular function: RNA binding; protein binding.
CCGGCGGCGCGGUCAGUGGCGGCUCCGACGAUAGUGGUUACCGCCAUGAUCGAGCAGCCGAAACGCAAAGGCCCGGAGCUACCACUGGUUCCUGUCAAGCGGCCGCGGCAUGAGUUGCUGUUGGGAGCGCCGGGGUCCGGCCCCGGAGCCGGACAGCAGCAGGCGACUCCGGGGGCUUUGCUACAAGCGGGGCCUCCGAGGUGUUCAUCCCUGCAAGCCCCAAUCAUGCUGCUUUCGGGACACGAAGGAGAAGUGUACUGCUGCAAGUUUCACCCCAAUGGAUCCACCUUGGCAUCAUCAGGAUUUGACCGACUCAUAUUAUUGUGGAAUGUCUAUGGUGACUGUGAUAACUACGCUACAUUGAAGGGACACAGUGGCGCGGUGAUGGAGCUGCAUUAUAACACAGAUGGCAGCAUGCUCUUCUCAGCAUCGACAGAUAAGACAGUGGCUGUGUGGGAUAGUGAAACAGGCGAGAGGGUGAAAAGGCUGAAGGGACAUACGUCCUUUGUGAACUCCUGUUAUCCAGCCCGGCGGGGCCCCCAGCUUGUCUGCACUGGCAGUGACGAUGGCACAGUUAAGCUCUGGGACAUCCGCAAGAAAGCAGCUAUCCAGACAUUUCAGAACACUUACCAGGUGUUGGCUGUGACCUUCAAUGACACAAGCGAUCAGAUUAUCUCUGGUGGAAUAGACAAUGAUAUCAAGGUUUGGGACCUGCGUCAAAACAAAUUAACCUACACCAUGAGAGGCCAUGCAGAUUCUGUAACUGGCUUGAGUUUAAGUUCUGAGGGAUCUUAUCUCUUGUCCAAUGCAAUGGACAAUACAGUGCGUGUCUGGGAUGUCCGGCCCUUUGCUCCCAAAGAAAGAUGUGUGAAGAUAUUUCAAGGAAAUGUGCACAACUUUGAGAAGAACCUCCUACGGUGUUCUUGGUCACCUGAUGGAAGCAAGAUAGCUGCUGGCUCAGCGGACAGGUUUGUGUACGUGUGGGACACCACAAGCAGGAGGAUCCUGUAUAAGCUGCCUGGCCAUGCUGGCUCCAUCAAUGAAGUGGCGUUCCACCCCGAUGAACCUAUCAUCCUCUCAGCAUCCAGUGACAAGAGGUUGUAUAUGGGUGAAAUUCAGUGAAGAUGUGGGAUGGAAGGCUCCCCGGCUGUGUGACCUGAGGCUCAUACUACAUUAUGACCAGAGUCAUACGGUGUCCAAGCUGACCUGCCUUCAGAUGACCGUCACUAGCAAGCAGCUGGAGGUGAUGGCUGUGCUCCAGCAACCAUUUGUACCCCAUUUACAGAACAGCUGUGGCCUCUGGCACCACCUGCCACAUUUCAGGGAUUGGUUUCUUUUAAAAAAAAAAAAUAAGAUUUCUUCAGAGGGACAAACAUUGGUUUGAGGUCUCCUGUUUUUUGACCUAUGCUGGAGACAGGGAAUGUCAGUUGAAAUUUGUUGAAUUUGUUUUCUGUUUAUUUUAAAUUGAGUAGCUGGCUUGUAUGAUAUUUUUCUUUCUUGUUUGAGUCAUUUUGUAUUAAAAAUCCAAAUAGAUAACCUUUUUACAAGAA